GCUCAUUGUUUAUGUUGAGAUGAAUUGAUCUACCCCGUUUAUUCUCACUGUGCAUACGACAUUCAUAGUUGUUUUCAUCUGUGCACGAGGAGCAGAACCUCCACACCGAGCGAACAUUUUGCUUCGUGUGCCUGCUUCUUGAUGGAGAACCACGGCGAAGCAGUGUCGGAAUUAUGGGCGAACGCGGUGGCAGAUCAGCGGCGACCUGGUUGGACUUCAGUGCCCCGCACCUUUCGACGACCCAGCCAGGAAGCUCGCGCGGUUCCGCCGGGAAGACCUUCGCCUACUCCAAAGGGCGGCCUUGUGGCAAGGGGCUUGGGCGUUUGUGCGUGGAACAAGACGAGUGGGAGCGAUAUGCGGCAAAACAUGCGCCCGCGGCGCGGCUGGAGCGCGGAAUCAAGACGCCCACCGCUGAAGCCUAUCCGCCGCCCCCGCGACCGGCGCCGACGCCGACUGCCAGAGCCGGCGGGAAGCCCCCGCAGCCGGC
Amoebophrya sp. A120 is the source of this 487-nucleotide messenger RNA. Lineage: Eukaryota; Dinophyceae; Syndiniales; Amoebophryaceae. The record is from the annotation of a GenBank genome assembly.